Messenger RNA from Ictidomys tridecemlineatus (thirteen-lined ground squirrel), 2122 nucleotides. RefSeq names its product ribosomal protein L14 (gene Rpl14). The record is from RefSeq and is a predicted model, not a curated record. NCBI's taxonomy places the organism in Eukaryota, Metazoa, Chordata, Mammalia, Rodentia, Sciuridae. Gene Ontology annotation, biological process: ribosomal large subunit biogenesis; translation. Gene Ontology annotation, cellular component: ribosome; cytosolic large ribosomal subunit. Gene Ontology annotation, molecular function: structural constituent of ribosome; RNA binding.
CAGGUCCCAAUCAGUCGGUGCUCACGUCGGCGUCUCUUUACGUCAGGGGCGGGCUCUCUUCUACACAUGCGCAAGAUCGAACGGGCCUUCUUUCUCGCCCUACGCCGCCAACAUGGUUUUCAGGCGUUUUGUGGAGGUUGGCCGGGUGGCCUACGUCUCCUUUGGGCCUCAUGCUGGAAAGCUGGUUGCAAUUGUAGAUGUUAUUGAUCAGAAUAGGGCUUUGGUUGAUGGACCUUGCACUCAGGUAAGGAGACAGGCCAUGCCUUUCAAAUGUAUGCAGCUCACUGAUUUCAUCCUCAAGUUUCCUCACAGUGCCCGUCAGAAGUAUGUUCGGCAAGCCUGGCAGAAGGCAGAUAUCAAUACAAAAUGGGCAGCCACAAGAUGGGCCAAGAAGAUUGAAGCCAGAGAAAGGAAAGCCAAGAUGACUGAUUUUGAUCGUUAUAAAGUAAUGAAGGCAAAGAAAAUGAGGAACAGAAUAAUCAAGAAUGAAGUUAAGAAGCUUCAGAGGGCGGCUAUCCUGAAAGCUUCUCCCAAAAAGGCACCUGUUGCUAAGGCUGCAAUUGCAGCUGCAGCAGCUGCUGCUGCUGCUGCUAAAGCUAAAAUUCCAGCAAAAAAGGUAACUCCAGCAGGCAAGAAGGCUCCAGCCCAAAAGGCUCCUGCUCAGAAAGCCCCAGGCCAGAAGGCAGCGCCGCCUCCAAAAGCUCAGAAGAGUCAGAAAGCCCCAGCCCAGAAAGCACCUGCUCCGAAGACAUCUGGCAAGAAAGCAUAAGAGGCUAUUAAAAAAGGAAUAAAGAUUCUUUUGACAUGUUGGCAAAUCUGUUAAAAGUCCUUGGAUUUUAAACUUGUUGCUGAGGCAGGGUUAGGAGGUAGAUUGAUAAACAUCAGGCUCAGUUCCUUAAACUGCCCAGGCUAGGUUAAACACAACCAUAACUAACUGAUCGAAUUACAAAUCAUGAUAAUUAGAAAGUGACUUUAUUUCCUUAAGCAAAAAAAAUUUCCCACACGGGUAGAGUUCCAGCCUCCUGAUGUACAAGAGACUAAAGUUUUCUUUAAAAAAUAGUAAUUGAUGUCUUUUCAUACCCUCUCCCCCAAAUUUUGAUAAUGAUUCUAGCUCGGUCCCCCUUUUUUGGAGAUAGGGUCUAUUUUGCCUUGGCUAAUCUUGUCUUGCUGGGCUCAGGUAAUCCCCCUGAUUCUUAAAGCUGUGUAACUUGGGCAAACCCCUAAUCCCCAAAGCCUGUUUCCUAUGCUUUGUAGUGGUUAGUAGAUAAUAGUUGUAUAGCCUAUUGAGAGGCUUAUUAGAGAUAAGGUAGUGCUGGUUAGGAUAGGUGGGGUUCAUGAAUUAACAAUUGAAAAUUUAGAGAUUAGAAACUAGCAGGUUGACAUGGAAAGAAACCUGGGAUGGCAUUUUUUGGUUUGAGUUUGCCAAAGCGGGAGAGUAAGUGAAAGAGAAACAGGGAAGUUGAAAUUCAUUUUGCUAAGUAUCUUUGGGUGCAUCAGGAAAAGGAGCUAAUGAAAGAAGCUCAGUGCCCAAAGUAUGGAAUGGUGAAUCGGGCAUUAGCUUUAGGGGAAAGAUGUCUUUUACAUGAGGAUUCUAGAAAGGUUUAGAUAAUCUCUAGGUUUAAGGGGGAUGAGAAUACACAUUUGCAGGACAGAAGUUAAUAAUUGCAUGUGGAGGAAGUGGGAGAGCACUUCUUUGCAGCAUUUUGGGUCCAGCCUAUGAGGUGGUCAGGAUGAGAAUGUUUUAGGGAACAAUUGGAAAUACAAAUCCAAAGGACUUUAGGAAAAUGUCUGGGACAUAGGGCACCUGAAAAGGGCUAAAUAAGAGUUGGACCAAAUAAUAGAUUUGGUGGCAAAUGAUAUAUCUUAGCAUAACAGUAUAAUCCAGAUUGAAUUGGAAAUGGGAGGUAGGUUGAGGAAAACACAGGGAAGGUGGCUUGAAGAAAAACUGAAGCUGAGUGGGAUGGCACAACCCUAUAAUCCCAGCUAUUCAGGAAAUAACUCAAGAUCCAGGCCUGCCUGAAUAAUUUAGUGAACCCCUAUCUCAAACUUUAAAAUACAAGGACUAGUAGAACACCCCUGGGUUCAAUUCCCAGUAUUGCCAAAAAAAAAAAAAAAGUACUAU